GGCAGGUGUGUCAGCACAUUUGAAAGUGAAAGCUCACUAACGUUUUUGCCCCGUGAGUCCUGUCUGUGGUAACGCCUUGUAGAUUGCUUUUGCUUCCACUACCGUCGCUGUUCAGACACCAGGUUGAAUCAGUUUCGUAUUGUGUGCCCGCCCUGAGUUUUUUACGUCUAUUUUGACGAUCAGGUUGUCGCUGCCCGCCCGUCCUGUCACUGAGUGGGUGUUUCACUCUUUUCUCGGAACCGAUCGAACUCCUUUCCCUUCACGAAAAUGGGUGGCCUCAUGGGAUUUCCGAGGGUUUCCCCUUGUAUUUUGCUCGUUUGUGUGCUGUACUGGGGCUCCCUUUCCAUUCUCUCUGCUCUCGCUGAUGAGCCACUCCCUGCGGCCCCCCCACCGGUGCUGGGCAGAAGGCGGGGGCCUGCGCUCGCACACAAGGGGGGCCGUCCUCGUUUGGUUGCACGCGGCAAGAAGCGCGCUGAACAGAAGAAUGCAGAAGCGGAAAAGCCGGACAACGAGGAGACGUCUGUGUCGCAGUCCAGGACAGAAGCUUCUUUCUUUCUGGAGAACGAAGACGCGUUACCAGGCUCGUUUUUGGGGAUCGUUGAGCACGACGCUGCAGACGUGAACGAGUCUGGCUUUCCCGGGGACGCGGGCACCCGUAAGGCGAAGGUGCCGAUGAAGAAGAACAACAGAGGAAAGCGGCAACGAGGAAACAAGAAGGCGCCCGGCCAAGGAGGCAAGGGGGCGGCGGCGCCAGGCGGACCCCCACAUGACGGACCGCAGGCGGCAGGCGCGUUGCCUCAUCCUGGCCGAUGGGAGGCAAGACCACAAGAUGGUCGACUAGGAAUCGACAAUGCUACCCCUGGAGGUUUGUUUCUCGUGGACGAGCAGGAUCAAUUGGGUAUGGCGAAAGCGCCAGGUGCCAGCGACGCUGUCGUGGUGGAGGAGUCUGCGCUUGGUCGCCCUGCCUCGAAGAGGCGGCCCUUUUUGUCGAGAGACUCAGCCUUGACCCUCGCGCCGCUUCUCCCUCUUGUCACCGCGAUCUUUUGCUUUUUCGCGUACAGAACUUUGUCGCCUAUUGCCAAGCGAAUGGGCAGAGAACGGAGGCGCGCUCGCGGUGCAUAGUAGCUGUCCCGGGGUUUCGUGGAACAGGUCGGUCCGGGCUCCCUUCAGAGAGAUCGUUGAAGUUGGUGACUCGGAACCUAACUGCACGCGGAAACGCAUUUCUUCCAGAACACCCGUGUCCUCCAAGAGUGACACAUGAGCAAAGCAACCCGCCAUCGGGACACAGAACAAGUUACCCUUGAGUCCCGCAUGUUUUGUGUCUGCAUGUCCGUCGCGGCUCCGG
Toxoplasma gondii ME49 is the source of this 1345-nucleotide messenger RNA. RefSeq lists its product as hypothetical. The record is from RefSeq and is a predicted model, not a curated record. Lineage: Eukaryota; Apicomplexa; Conoidasida; Eucoccidiorida; Sarcocystidae. The coding region runs from base 268 to 1122 and encodes 284 amino acids. The transcript has a single exon.